Physella acuta is the source of this 3373-nucleotide messenger RNA. RefSeq lists its product as uncharacterized. Gene Ontology annotation, molecular function: signaling adaptor activity. NCBI's taxonomy places the organism in Eukaryota, Metazoa, Mollusca, Gastropoda, Physidae. The record is from RefSeq and is a predicted model, not a curated record.
GUGGUGCGGUGACUUAUGUAUCGAGUACCUCGCCCUCUUUUACUUCCUUGUUGGUCCCUCGCGUCGGGAAACCCACUGGGUACAGCUAGCUACGUAUAACACCGACUUUGUACAGCUCGCUACGUAUAACACCGACUUUGUUUUGCCGAGCCGCACAAUUGGGGUAUGACCAGUCUUCGUUGCGUGUCGGCUUCUGCUUUAUGGUGGAAAUAUUUCCUAAUCGAAACGUGUCAGCACAUCGUUGUGUUAGCUGUCCUAACAGGCAAGGUGAGAGAAAUAAUCUUUAGAACGUCUACAUCCGGUAUUGAAUUAUAGGCGUACAAAGAUAAUUUUCUGAUAGUUUCACGAACGUUCAGAAUCAAUUAAAAAAACAAUUUAGGUUAGGGUUCUUGACAGCAAGAAAUUGUGUGCGUGAGUUGACAUGCACAAACAGUGAGAGCACGUGCCAGAUUGCUUGGAAUAAACAUCCGAGAUGACGUCGGAUUACGUCAAUACGUCAGAGCGUGCUUUUAAGUUUAUAGAGGGAUGGUUGGAACACAAGUCACAGGAUGGCAGGUGGAACAGAUAUUGGUGUGUCCUCAAGAACGACAUCAUUUUUAUUUUCAGCAACGAGAGAACUUCAAGAGACAAUCAUAUAGGUACCAUAGCUAUUGGACCAGAGUCAAGACUAGAGAAACAAAUAGGAGAUGAAAGCUCUGGAUAUAGAUUCAAUUUGUACACAGUGAAGAAGUUAAACAGAUUUAAGGCUUCAAAAUUUAUCGAGAGAGAACUGUGGAAAGCUUACAUUGAUGGAAUAGCAACAGGUCAUGUACCAAACAACAUUGAACUUUUGCCUGGUCAAAUUCAAGAUGUGAGGUCAUCAUUAAAUGAAUAUUAUCAGUCCCGAAGACAAAGACCUGUGCCAGAUCUUCCUUCUUUCUCAGAUGUCAGAAACAAUUUUUUUACUGAAGGUUUAGACUCACCAAACUCAUCAGCAUCAGGGUGUUUUAAUACAAACAAUGAUGGAAACUACUUAGAGCCAGUUGAUCCAAAAAUAAGCAAGAAACGAUUAUUUUAUUUAGACCCAAAAAGAAAGGAUACUCCCAGUUGGUAUUUUUCAAACUGCACACGUGACCAAGCUGAAAAAGUUCUGCAGAAGUCAUCUGAAAUGGGUUUUGGUAACACAUUGAUGAGAGAAAGCUCUAACCAAAUGAAUCUUGUCAUUUCAAAAAAGAAUGUUGGGAAAAAAGAAUGCUCACAUUACAUGGUGGAAAAAACUCUUUUGGGAUAUAAAAUUGAUGUAGAAAAUGCUCAUGAACCAAUGAAAACACUGUGUGAGGUCAUGGACUUUUUUGUCAAAACAUCUGGGAAAGAAGCAACAAAACCCCUGACUUGCAAUGAUUUGACAAAAUUAGGUUUUCCUGAAAAUGACUAUGACACUAAAAUAAUCAGAGUCCAACCAGACCCUGAUAGUGGGGAAGAGUUGGAUGUAACAGAUAUAGACCCAUACUUAAAAGGAGAUUCACCAGAUUAUCUGGCUCCAGAUUAUCUUCCUCCAGCUCCUCCCCCUCCUGUGAAUAGAUCUGGAUUUGCCACAGCUAUUCAUGCCAAUAGGAGUGUAAGAUCCAUGUCUGUUCCUGCCAUUGCUGCUGAAGAGUUGAAAUAUCUAAAAGAUGGAACAGCACCUCCACAGCCUCAUAGAAAAUUAUCAAACAGAAGUUCACCUUUAGACCAAAAGAGUCCUAACUCCUUGUCAGUAAGAAACCCACCUGAAGCACCACCACCUCUCCCUCCUAACCAUCCUCCUCCACUGAGACACACAGGAAGUUUUGACUCGCCAAAUUUACCCCUUGAUCCCACAAGCAAAAGAGCAUUCCCCAAACACACACAGUCUCUGACUGAAGCUGAUCACCCAACUUGGAAGACAACACAUCCACCAUUAGUUGAAGCAAAAAGCUUGCUAGAAAAUGCAAAUAGAAUUCUUACCAAAAAGGGUCCUGAAACAGCUCCAAAGACAAGUACACUACCUAGAUCAUUUUCUGUGGAUGAAAAAGGACCCACACAAAGUUUUAAGAAAAAAUUAGAUGGCGUGCUGUCAGCACAAAUCCAGGGACCAGGUGGCUUGAGCAGAGCCCCCUUCAGCCCCCCUCAAUCUCCUGGUGCAGCUGUUCAAGAUGACAGAGAUAUUUAUGAAUCUUUUGACCACUACCAAAAUGCAGGGGAGAUAAGAAGCAGAAAUGCACAAAAAUGAUACUCUUCAUUUGUUUUAUAUCUGUGGCCAGUUUAAUCCAUAUUUAGUUAAAAAAGAUUUAAAAAGGCUUUCAACUGUUAUUGUUGGAUGUUAUUGUAAGGUGUGAGAUUAGUGUUUGUUUGAUAUAGGUUGGAUUUUUUCAGAUCUCUUAAAACAAUCUAGUUCAUUCACAUGUAAAUCAUGAACUGCACACUUGUAAUUUACUAAUAAUAUGUUUACAUUGUAAACACAAUAAUGUCACAAUAUUAGUACUGGUGCAUUCCAUAAGAAAAUAAUUUAGUGUACAUGUUUCUUAAUUUGUUGUACAUUUAGUUAGAAGAAAAUGUAUUUUUAGUGAUCUGUUUUUACAUUGUUGCAUUUUAAAAAAUAUGAAUAUUUUAUAAUGUUAAAAACAAAUAUAUAUUGACAUUUCUUUGAUCAAAUUCACAACUAAUGAGUACAUUCAGUUGCUGUUAUGAUAUGUAAAUGAGCUGUUUGAAAAAAAUAACAGAAUGUUUUAUAUCUUUUAAGAAAUGUAGAAUCUUAUAUAAAUUUUGAGACAAAUUAUUCACAUGCUAAAACAAGUAUUAUUAAAUUGCUUAUUCAAUGUCUUUUGCACCAAAACCCUCUUCCUGUCUGUUGCACAGGUGUUUAAAGAUCAAGCAUAAUUUUUAGAUUUUUAAGGUACUUACCUUAAUGUUAAAUAUUAAAUGCAAAGUAUAUUGCUAGUGUGCAACUGGUUGAUCUACUUUAGCUGACCUCCACCCUCUAUUAUAUUCAAUAGCUUUGAUUUUUUAAAUAAACCUUUGGGUAUGGGCAGGUGGGUUUUCAGUACAGAUAAUAUUUAAGACAGUAGACAGCAAAAUAAACAUGUAAUAAUUGUUUGACUUUUAUAAACAGAGUAGUUUCCCUUAGCUAAUCAGUUUGUUCUGCUCAGUAGUGUCAUCAUGGUGGGUCCACAUUUAAAAAGUAGUCUCUGCUACACAUUGGAGAGAUAUUAGUAAUUACAGUUUACCAACUUGUAUACCAGCAAAGAAUUAUUUUAGUACUGUUUUUUUUGUAUUCAUAUAACUACGACAAUGAAACUUGAGUUUUUGAUUUCAAAUAUUGUACAUAGAUUUGAUUAAAAAGUUGGAUAAGAUAAUAAAAAAACCAACAACCAGU